Messenger RNA from Diversispora eburnea, 1710 nucleotides. The record is from the annotation of a GenBank genome assembly. NCBI's taxonomy places the organism in Eukaryota, Fungi, Glomeromycota, Glomeromycetes, Diversisporales, Diversisporaceae.
AUGGUCUUUCUUUGGUGUUGGUGCUUGAAAUUCAUUCUUGAAGCUAAGGGUGAAUGUGAUUCACAAAUAUAUUGUUCAGGAUCACUUCUUAAAAAAAUACAAUUAUCAGGAAUAUAUGGUUCAAAAGAUUUCGUGGACAAGCCUACAAUAAAACCAUUAGAUGAAGUUUUAGCUGCUGCAUCGCUUCUUCCCGAAAAUAGCACAAACGACGAAUUACAAGAUUUCAUAUCAACUUAUUUUGGACCAGAAGGUCAAGAAUUAAUUCUUGCCAAUAUCACCAAUUUUAAUUCAACUCCAUCAUUUCUCCAAAAAAUCAAAUCUCCAUUACUUCAAGAAUUUGCUAAACACGUUCAUAAUUAUUGGCCAAAUCUAACACGUCAAGUUGAUCUAAGUUUUAUGUGUGAAGGAUGCGUCUCAAGCUUUAUAGCGUUAAAUAGAACUUUCGUAAUUCCCGGUGGAAUAUUUAGAGAGAUUUAUUAUUGGGAUAGUUAUUUCAUUAUUGAAGGAUUGUUGGUUAGUGAAUUGUAUGAUAUUGCGAAAAAUAUGAUAUUAAAUCUUUUGGAUUUAGUUGAAAUUUAUGCAAAUGGUUCACGAAUUUAUUACCUUAAUCGAUCACAACCACCUUUACUCGUUCAAAUGGUAAAAAUUUAUUAUCAAGCCACCAAUGACACAGCCUUACUUUACGAUGCAUUCCCAAUAUUAAUUAAAGAAUAUAAUUUUUGGCGUAAAAACAAUUCAAUUCGUAUCGUUUCUCCAGAAUCCAAAAAACUUUAUACAUUAAAUCGUUACAUAGUGAAUAAUAAUGCACCGCGUCCAGAAGGUUAUCUUGAUGAUUUUAAUAUAGUAGAACUUAAUAAUACAUUAAAUUCUACCGCAAGGGAAGAAUUAUAUGCAGAUCUAGCGGCGGGCGCAGAAUCUGGAUGGGAUUUCUCAUCAAGAUGGGUUAAAGAAUUAUUCAAGAAUUCAUCAACAGAUGAUAAUAAUUAUGAAAUUCUUCGAACAUUAAAUACUGAUGCUAUAAUACCGGUAGAUUUAAAUUCUAUUUUAUAUAUGAAUGAAAUUACUUUAUCAGAAUUUUCCGAGAAAAUUGGUGAAGAAAAGAUGAUUAAUACAUUUAAGAAUGCUGCCAAGAAGAGAUUAGAAGGAAUUACGGAUUUAUUUUGGGAUGAGGAAUUAGAAUUGUUCAUGGAUUAUAAUAUUUCAAAUUUUAUCACUAAUUCUACAACAAUUCUUGACACAUUUUCAUACAUCACCAAUCUUUUAUCAAAAUAUCCGGGAUCCCCACCGAUCACUCUUAUUAAUUCAGGUUUACAAUGGGACUUUCCAAAUAGUUGGCCACCAUUGAAUUAUGUUUUAAUUAAAGGUUUAAUAAAUUUUCAUAAUUAUGAUGAUAAUGAUAGUGAAAGUGAAAUUAAAGAAUUUAUCAUGAAUUUAACAAAAAAUUUAAGUCAACGAUACGUAGAUUCAGUACUUUGCACUUGGUACUCAACUGGUGGAUCAAUACCUGGGUAUUUGAAUAAAUUAUCAGGAGUUAAAGAUACUGGUCAUAUUUUUGAAAAAUAUAAUACACUUGACCUUAGUUUACCAGGUGGCGGCGGAGGAUAUGAUGUCCAAGUAGGAUUUGGAUGGACGAAUGGAGUCUUAUUAUGGAUUUUUUCAAAUUUUGGAGAUAUAUUAAAAGAACCAGAGUGCUUAUCUGAUCUGACAUAA